This is a messenger RNA of Cuculus canorus (common cuckoo), 1418 nucleotides long. RefSeq names its product hepatic and glial cell adhesion molecule (gene HEPACAM). Lineage: Eukaryota; Metazoa; Chordata; Aves; Cuculiformes; Cuculidae. The record is from RefSeq and is a predicted model, not a curated record. Bases 88 to 1407 code for a protein of 439 amino acids. The transcript has 6 exons.
GAGCUGGGCUGAAGGCCAGGCCGGGAGCGCCGAGGGACGUGCUCAGAGUGGGGAAGCGGAGCGACUCGGGGGGCGAGCCUGCCUGAAAUGUGGGGAGCGCUGGCCGCCCCGCGGGGCCACCCCGCUCCCCCCUGCUUGCUGCCCGUCACCUGGCUCCUGGUGCUGCACACAGGUCUGCUGGCAGGAGUGAACAUCACUAGCCCCACGCCGCUGGUGCGUGGCACGGCGGGCAAAGCGGCGCUGCUGUCGGUGCGCUAUACCAGUGCCAGUGCUGACAAACCGGUGGUCAAGUGGCAGCUGAAGCGUGACAAGCCCGUCACUGUCGUCCAGUCCAUCGGCACUGAGAUCAUCGGCAAUCUACGGCCCGAUUACCGCGACCGCAUCCGGGUGCUGGAGAACGGCUCAUUGCUCAUCAGCCCCUUGCAGUUGGCCGAUGAAGGUGCUUACGAGGUGGAGGUGUCCAUCACCGAUGACACCUUCACCGGCGAAAAGACCAUCAACCUCACCGUGGACAUCCCCAUCUCGAAGCCGCAAGUGCUGGUGGCCUCCUCAACGGUACUGGAGCUCAGCGAGUUCUUCACCCUCAACUGCUCACACGAGAAUGGGACAAAACCCACCUAUACAUGGCUGAAGGAUGGGCGGCCGCUGAGCAACGAUUCCCGCCUGCUCCUCUCUCCUGACCAGAAGAUCCUCACUAUUACCCGUGUCCUCAUGGCCGAUGAUGAUGUCUACAGCUGCCUGGUGGAGAACCCAAUCAGUCACGGCCGCAGUGUCCCCGUGAAGAUCACUGUCUACCGCCGGAGCUCCCUUUACAUCAUCCUCUCUACGGGCGGCAUCUUCCUUCUCGUCACCCUGGUGACAGUUUGUGCCUGCUGGAAACCCUCCAAGAAGGAGAAGCGUCAAGCGGAGCAACAACCGGCCUCCGAGUACCCUGAGCAGGACGAGGAGCGCAUGAAACACGAGGGUGAGUGCCGGCCUCGCUGUGGCAGUGGCGUGUUGGGGACGCCAACGCUGCUGGCGCGGUCAGCACCGCCUUGCCUCCCCACAGCCGAGGGCAUCCCGCGCAGUGGCGAGCACGAGCGCAAGAACCCGGUGGCCCUCUACAUCCUCAAGGACAAGGACUCACCGGAGGCAGAGGAGGAUUCGCCACCUGAACCCCGCACCGCCAUCGAACCGGGUUAUGCCAGCUCGCCCAUCCCGGCUGCCGGCCGCUCGCCGGGGCCUGUGGGGCGUUCCACUCGCCGUUACCAUCGCUCACCAGCUCGCUCACCUGCCUCGACGCGGACGCACAGGUCGCCACCGGGUUCACCGGCACGUUCCCGAGGUGCCCCACGGCUGCUGCGGACUGCCGGCGUCCAUGUCAUCCGGGAGCAGGAGGAGGCCAACGCCGUGGAGAUCAGUGCCUGACGGCGAGGACA